Molecule: messenger RNA, 2238 nt
Organism: Closterium sp. Naga37s-1
Lineage: Eukaryota; Viridiplantae; Streptophyta; Zygnematophyceae; Desmidiales; Closteriaceae
Source: the annotation of a GenBank genome assembly
AUGGAGGACGAACGGACGCGCACCGCCGGGGCGGAGGAAGGGGAGGCGCACGUAGACAUAGAUGCGGGCACAGGGGCUGCGGGUAGCGGGGCCGGGGGUUCGCGGAAGCGGAAGCAGGCGCAAGGCGCGCGGAAGAAGGGAGGAGGGGAGAAGGUUCCCGCGCUGGUGAAGCGGGGUGGGCGCGCAGCGGUUGUGGUCCAAGCGGUCGUGAAGGACGCCCACGUGGACCUCGCAGCUGCGAGGCAGAGGGGGAAGGGCGUGGUGGCGGCUGUGGAUGGCGCGGUGGAGAAACUAAGAGAAGCACUUAGAGCCAUGCCGGAGGGAGAGCAGGUGCAUGGGGGUUCGGGGUUUGGUGAGGAGCCCAGCACAGCGGUUCAUGCUGCAGGGGUUUCUGGGUUUGGGUUGGGGCAAGGGCCGCACGUGGGGGUAGGCAGAGCAGGCUGGAGACAGGGGUUGAUGGUGGGGGGAGGUGGACACGAGAAGCGUAGCAGUGCUCGUGUUAAUGUGACAGCAGACGCGGCUCUGCCGUACGUGCAGGCGCUGGUGGGGGCGGAGGGAGUGAGGAGCCUCGCCUUCACCUUCCACCGCCCCUCGCACGUGCAUGUCAUCGGCAGCUUCGCCCACCACUCCGCCUCCCACCCUGCAUCGCAUGCGCAUGCGGGCGGUGAUGGGGGUGAUGGGGGUGAUGGGGGAGAGGGCGGAGAGGGCGGGGCAGCAGGUGUGGGGAGUGUGACAAGGCCGUGCACACAUGUGGACGUGGCUGUCGAGAUGCCUCAGGCGUGUUUCCGGGAAAAGGAUGUGUUGAACCACCGCUACUUUGCCAGGCGGGCGCUGUACCUCGCCACGCUGGCACGCCACCUGGCGGCAUGUGAUUGGGUGGUGGCGGUGGAGUGGAGCACUCUGAGGGAUGACGUGUGCAAGCCCGUCCUCCUUGUCAUUCCCCGGGCGUGCAAGAGCUGGCCUCUGCGCCUGCUGCCCUGCCUGUCCCCCGCCACCUUCCCCGCCCGCAAGCUUGCCCCCUCGCGCAACAACGUGCGGCAAGCCUCCUCCUCAGGAGGCGAGCUACUAGCAACGCCGUGCUACAACAUGGGUGUGCUGGAGGAUGGCGCUCACACGGCCGCCCAUCACCUCGUCUCGCAUGCCAUGGGCCUCGUGCCCGCCCUGCCCCAUGCUCUUGUGCUGCUCAAGGUCUGGGCUCGCCAGCGGUACAGCACCAAGCGCCACGUGGCGUCUGCUGAUUGGCUGAACGGCUUCCAGCUGUCCCUGUUGGCAGCACACCUGGCGUCGCCCCACAACCCCCACCGCCGCGUCAUGCCCGCCAUGUCAGCAUUUCAGAUCUUCCGAUGUGUCAUCGAUGCCAUGGGCAACUCGGAUCUCCUCCAGCAGCCCCUCUUCCUCCUCGCCCCUGAUGGCUCUCCCAACGCGCUCCAGGCCAAUGUUCAGGCGCGCAGGGACAUGCAGAGGGCGUUCGACUGGCUGCUCUGCGACCCCUCAGGCACUGUCAACUUCGCCUCGCGAGUCUCCAAGUCCGCCCUCCACCAGAUUCGUGUGGACGCGCAGCACACGUACAGUGUGAUCAAGUCGGGGGGAGCACCCGUAGCAUGCCUGCCAGGGCAGGCAGUGCUGCUCGCCUUCAUGCAGCCCUCCAGCUUGGCCGACCGAUUUGAUUUGAUUGCCACUGUACACGACACCCUGCCCGCCACGCCCAAGGCAGCGCUGCUGCUGGAUGAGCCGCCCCACCGGCGCAGGGAGGGGGCAGCGGCAGGUGUGGUGGCGAGGGGCAUGGGGGAGAGGGCCACGGCUGUGUGGGUGCACCCCAGGGAGGUGCCUUCUGGCUGGCGCCUGGAGCAGGUGCGUGUGGUGCUGAGUGCACAGCCCCUCACAGGGCAUGGCACGGUUUGCCUCUGUCCCAAUCCCCAUUGCAUUGCACUCUUGAGAUGCCACUCUGCCACUGUCGCCCCUCUCCACCAUCCUACACGGCAUGCCAUGCCACCACUCGGUGCUGGCCUGCCAGUGGUGGGCGGCGCGCCGGUGCUGAUCGGGGUAUCGCUGGCGUCACCUGACACGGCUCUGCGCCUCGUGGACAAGGGGCCCAGCGCGGACAACAAGGCGGAGGCGCUCAAGUUCCGUGCUUUCUGGGGUCCCAAGGCAGAGCUGAGGCGCUGGAAGGACGGCACCAUCACCGAGGCUGUGGGUGCGUGUGUGCUGUGCGGUGGAGAGGGGGGUGGGGGAGUUUAG